UUCAUAUCUUUGGUCAAUCUUCUUGUAGUGUCUCAUGGUAAUAAAAAUGUCCAACACAUUUCAAAGAUCACUGCAAUCACAUGUAUGGUGAUCUUUGAGCUCCCUUUAUUUUCAUUUGCACAAAAAGAGGGAAAAGUAAUACAGAAGAUUUGGAACUAACAAUGAAGUCAGUCAAUAUCUUGAAUGUUCUCUUGUUAGCAGGAAGUUUACUCCCUGCAGGGCUGUGUGAGACACAUCAUGAAGUUUACAAGCUGAAAAUGGAUGAGGCAUUGAUAAAAUUCCAUAAUGAACUUCCGUACAACAUUAGUGUUUACUACACCUCGGAUUACUGUUAUAAGUGCCUUUACCAGCCUCUUGCCACUCUUGGGAUUGGGCAGAGCAACAUUUCUGUGAUUGUAAGCACACAAUUUACAUUGACUCUACAAAUCACAUCAGUAGUUGGAACCGCCAAUCUUUGCAGUCUGAGUCAUACAUUUGAGGAAGCUGGCCAUUAUUCUCUGUGGAUGAGGAAGCAGGGCUUGCUAAAGGAUGUAACCUGUUCUGUCACUGUGGACAGGAGUCCAAAUAACGCAUACCUGCCUUCCAGAAACUGGGAAUAUGACACAUCUCCGCUUCCUGUUUUACACCUUCCCCUCAGCAGUCAGUCAGUGUCAUGGAGGACGGCCUCUGGCAGCCGAUAUGAUCCAUUCCAUCAUGCCCUGUGA
Messenger RNA from Danio aesculapii, 704 nucleotides. RefSeq lists its product as uncharacterized. The record is from RefSeq and is a predicted model, not a curated record. The coding region runs from base 162 to 704 and encodes 180 amino acids. The transcript has 5 exons. Lineage: Eukaryota; Metazoa; Chordata; Actinopteri; Cypriniformes; Danionidae.